ACGUGCCGGCGGCUGGCGCAGCCCUCCGCUCGCCCGGCCUCCCCCUCCCUGGUUCCGCGCUCUGGUUCCGCCAUGGAAUCCAACAAGGAUGAAGCCGAGCGCUGUAUUAGCAUCGCCCUCAAGGCCAUCCAGAGCAACCAGCCCGACAGGGCACUCCGCUUCCUGGAGAAGGCGCAGCGGCUGUACCCGACGCCGCGAGUUCGCGCCCUGAUCGAGUCCCUCAACCAGAAACCACAGUCUACCAGUGACCAUCCCCAACCCACAGACACCACCCACAGGAAAGCAGGUGGGGCCGAAGCCCCUGCGGCCAACGGAGAAGCUGGAGGAGGAGAGGGCACCAAAGGCUACACUGCAGAGCAAGUAGCAGCAGUGAAAAGGGUCAAGCAGUGUAAGGAUUACUAUGAGAUCCUGGGGGUGAGCAGAGGGGCCUCCGAUGAGGACCUGAAGAAGGCCUACCGCAAGCUGGCCCUCAAGUUCCACCCAGACAAGAACCACGCACCCGGCGCCACUGAAGCUUUCAAAGCUAUCGGCACAGCAUAUGCGGUACUUAGUAACCCAGAGAAAAGGAAACAGUAUGACCAGUUCGGUGAUGACAAGAACCAGGCAGCGCGGCAUGGCCACGGGCACGGGGACUUCCACCGUGGCUUUGAGGCCGAUAUCUCCCCCGAAGACCUCUUCAACAUGUUCUUUGGCGGUGGCUUUCCGUCUAGUAACGUCCACGUCUACAGCAACGGCCGCAUGCGCUAUACCUACCAGCAAAGGCAGGACCGCAGGGAGAACCAGGGUGACGGCGGGCUGGGGGUGUUUGUUCAGCUGAUGCCCAUCCUCAUCCUGAUCCUGGUGUCGGCGCUCAGCCAGCUCAUGGUCUCCAGUCCCCCAUACAGCCUGAGCCCAAGGCCGUCGGUGGGCCACGUCCACAGGCGAGUCACUGACCACCUGAACGUCGUCUACUACGUGGCAGACACCUUCUCCAAGGAGUACACAGGCUCCAGCCUCAAAACAGUUGAACGGAAUGUGGAAGACGACUAUAUCGCCAACCUCCGAAACAACUGCUGGAAGGAGAAGCAGCAGAAGGAAGGCUUGCUGUACCGGGCCCGCUACUUCGGUGACACAGAUAUGUACCACAAAGCACAGAAGAUGGGCACCCCAAGCUGUAACCGACUGUCAGAGGUGCAGGCCUCCCUGCAUGGAUAG
Puma concolor (puma) is the source of this 1194-nucleotide messenger RNA. The record is from RefSeq and is a predicted model, not a curated record. NCBI's taxonomy places the organism in Eukaryota, Metazoa, Chordata, Mammalia, Carnivora, Felidae.